CACAUUAACACAAACAUGACACAUGCACCUCAUCAUCACCAUCACGAAUCCUCAUUCCAAAUUCCAAAACCAAUCUGUCUCCUCUCAUUCUCAUUCACGGUCACCAUUUUCCUCCCAAAACUGCUGUCUCUAUUCUCUGAGCUGACCCCUCUGCUAAAUUUACCCUAAAUUUUGAAGGUGAAAAAAAAGAAAUAACAGAUCCUCUCCGUUCUCCUCCACCUGUCUUUACCUUUCUUUCUAAGAUGGAAUUACGUGCACCAUUUUUCUGCUCUUACCACCACACCAACCCCUUCACCCAAACAGAAACAUCACCAUUUCUAGCGUAGCGUUUCGAUUUCUCCACCUCGGUGAAAGCCUUCUAACCUUAGAGGCUUUUACGGAAGGUGGGAUUUUGACUAGUAAAGGGGUGGUGGUUGUUGAGUUUACGGAAGGUUAAGCCCUUGCUUGAUUAUUUGCACCUUUUGAUUGAACCAUUCCUCUUUAUUUUUUUUUUCUUUUGUGUUCAAAUGGAAAAAUCAGAAUUUUUUGUGAUUCUUCCACUUAUUGUAUCAAUCUAGAUUGGAGUCAUGUUUACAAAUAUAGCUGAAGGAGUUUUUUAAGUACAAGAUCUUGAUAAGGUUUUUGUGAGAAGGGAAGGGAUUAUUAUAGCUGGGGAAAAGAUGGAAGAAGAGAAUAAUUCAUGGAUAAGGAGGACUAAAUAUUCUCACACAGUUUGCCAUCGUUUGGAUUCAUCUAGUUGGGGCGCUCUUCCAUUCCGCAUGGAGUCGAAGCACGAUUCAAGGGCUUCUUCUGCUAUUAAGGUUCAGACAAACCCCAUAACAAACAAGCAGAGAGCUCUGUCACCAAUAUUGCCUCAAACUUCUCUUUCUGAUGCUUUUAGGGAAGCUAGGCAUGAACAGAAGAGGUUCUCAACACCAGGUCCUAGCAGGGAGAAGAGGAUUAUGGGCUCGUUAUCCGACAAGAUGGAUUCUCUGGAAAUUAAGGGAUCAAGUUCUUCAAAAUCAUCCUCCAGAAGAAGCCCAAGUAGGUCAAUGAAACCGAAGCCCCGCAAGGACUUGUCAUGGUGCAAGUAUUUUGAUAAUGGUAGUGGAGGAAGGGUUACCGCUGUGGAAACAGCUGAGGAAUGGAGUAUUGACAUGUCUAAGCUGUUCAUAGGCCAUAAGUUUGCUCAUGGGGCUCAUAGCAAGCUAUACCUUGGUACAUACAAGGGGUAUCCUGUUGCUAUUAAAUCCAUUUUGGUACCUGAUGAUGACGAAAAUAGAGACUUGGCUCUUCGAUUAGAGAAGCAGUUCAUUAGAGAAGUCACCCUUUCAUCUCGCCUCCACCAUCCAAAUGUUAUAAAGUUCGUAGCAGCAUGCAGAAAAGCUUAUUUUAUUAUUACAGAAUAUCUGGCAGAGGGUUCGUUGAGGGCAUAUUUGCAUAAGUUGGAGCACAAAACUAUUUCCCCACAAAAGCUAAUAGCUUUUGCUCUAGAUAUUGCUCAUGGAAUGGAGUAUAUACACUCUCAAGGUGUAAUUCACCGAGACCUUAAACCGGAGAAUGUCCUUAUCAGUGAAGAGGGUCACCUCAAGAUUGCUGAUUUUGGCAUUGCUUGUGAGGAGGCAUCCUGUGACUUGUUAGCUGAUGACCCUGGCACCUACCGUUGGAUGGCACCUGAGAUGAUUAAACGUAAGUCUUAUGGGAGAAAGGUUGACGUCUAUAGUUUUGGGCUUAUGUUAUGGGAAAUGUUGACUGGAACAGUACCAUACGAGGAUAUGAAUCCUUUCCAGGCUGCUUUUGCCGUAGUAAAUAAGAAUUCAAGGCCAGUUAUUCCUUCAAACUGCCCUCCUGCUAUGCGUGCUUUGAUUGAGCAAUGCUGGUCCUUGCAACCAGAUAAGAGGCCUGAGUUCUGGCAGGUUGUGAAAGUGUUAGAGCAAUUUGAAUCUUCUCUUGCCCGUGAUGGAACCCUAACUCUGCUGCAAAAUCCAUGUUGCCAAGAUCAUAAGAAAGGGCUUCUUCACUGGAUUCAAAAGCUUGGUCCCGCUCAUCAUAAUAGUGGCCCUAUGCUUAAACCCAAAUUCACAUGAAACUCUGAAGUGUUCCUGGCUUUUGUAGCACACCAGGUCCAUUGUAAUUAAGAAUGAAAGGUUUGUUUUUGAGUUUCUCUGGUUGUAGUAGUCCACUUCUUUAUAACAUUCAUGCGCUUGUAAAUUGAUUUUUAGGCAUUCACAUUAAGGUAAAAGAAUCUUUUAUUUGUGCUGUGUGCGUCCACCUUAAUUAUAAUAAAGUUAUGGCACACUGGCUUCAUGUGUA
Messenger RNA from Lotus japonicus, 2292 nucleotides. Its product is annotated as serine/threonine/tyrosine-protein kinase HT1-like. The record is from RefSeq and is a predicted model, not a curated record. Lineage: Eukaryota; Viridiplantae; Streptophyta; Magnoliopsida; Fabales; Fabaceae. Gene Ontology annotation, molecular function: protein kinase activity; ATP binding. Gene Ontology annotation, biological process: protein phosphorylation. Bases 660 to 2066 code for a protein of 468 amino acids. The transcript has 4 exons.